AUGUUUUUAGUACCAUCCUUUUCAUUUUUAUUUGGAGCCAACAAGAAAGAGAGUGAUGAUAAUCCAAAUGUCACACAGUAUAUUAAAGUAGAAUCAGAUGGUAAAACUUUAGUAUCUGAUCCAAUGGCAAUUAGAGAAUCAAUGUCAGGUAUUGGUUUUUUAGGACCACCUGGUGCUGGAAAGAGUACUUGUUGUAAUACAAUCUGUCAUGUUUUGUAUCAAAUCAAGGAGCCAUACUUUUUGGCUCUUGAUUCUUACAAGACUGUUACCACUGGUGUAUGUACCAUGUCUAGAGAAGCAAGAAUGAAAUCACCUGUACCAAUUACUAAAGAGGUGAUGGAUAUGGAAGGACAUGACCAUAGUUUAGAGAGAAGUUGGAAGUUGGCUAUGCUCCUAUCAGUCAUGUGUGAAGAGGUAGUACUUUGUAAUAGAGAUGCAAGAUCUAUUGUACUCAUUCAAGCUGUAGAAGUAUUCAAAAAAGGAAUGGAUCAAAGUAAAGUUCUUGGAAUGAAAUGUGUUACAAAACAAAUGUUUGUAAUGGUUAAAAGAUUGAGAGAUGCUCCUGAAAUCCUAUCCACACUCUCAAAUAUCAUUCCAGAUAUGGAAUUUAUUCCAUUUACCGUUCCUCAAUUCACCGAUGAUCAAAUCACUUUGAUGGAGACACCACUUGAUUUCCACCCAGACAUGGUCAAUGCAAUCAAAACUGGUAUAUUGGAUAAAAUCAAUCCACGUUUGGAUACUCAAGCACUAUCAUCAAAAGCAGAAUCAAUUCAACUAUUAUUGGAUGCAUUCAACAAGGGUGAUUUUUCCAAUCUUGGAUUAGUUGGAAAACAAUUAUUUUUAAAUGGUUGCAAGAGAAUCAUGAAUGAAGUUAUCUCUAUUGCAACCCAAAUCAAUCUUGCAAAGACCAAGGAAGUUACAUUAGAUAUGACAUUUCAAGAGUUUUUUCAAGAUGUCAGUGGUGGUUUAGAUGUUGAUUUUACACAAUCAACAUUCUAUAUUAAAGAAACUUGUGAUGCCUAUAUCGAUGAAUUCUUUUCAUCACCAAGUAUUCCAAAUGCCGAUUUGAUGUUCAUUUAUCAAAGUCAGUAUGACCACAAAAUUGCCAAAUUGACUGAAGCCAAAGCAAUUGCAGAACAAACCGAUCAAAACAAACGUACCUUUUUAGAGUUUGUAAAAGAAAUCAAUGAUAAUGCAAAACACAAGUUGAACAUUUAUAUUGACAAGUUAAAGUUUGGUGAAACCCAGGUGCCAGAUAAAUCAACAUUCAUCGAUGACUCUUCGAUUGUGGAUCUCCAACAAUUGGUGGAUAAAGAACCAGAUUUCACAAUCUUCUACCAAUACUAUGACACGGCAGUUACUCUCAUUCCUCAGAAGUGUCAGGAUCAAGAAAACCGAGCCAAAUGGAAGAUGCCUAUUCAGGCUCAAGGUGACUUGACUUGUAAGAAAGGCUGCCGUUUAGGAGGUGACUUUAUCAUCUGCAAGCCAUGUGGUGGCGAUUGUUAUUGGUAUUGGAUUGACGGACCCACAGUAAUGUCUAAAGGUUGUCUCAAGAAAAAAUCAUUUCUAGAGGUCGAACCAAAUCUUACAUGCUUUCGUUGUGAAUCCCCUGUCAAUUGUACAGUCCGUCCAAAUCUUUCAUACAUUCCAUAG
Messenger RNA from Cavenderia fasciculata, 1653 nucleotides. RefSeq lists its product as uncharacterized. NCBI's taxonomy places the organism in Eukaryota, Evosea, Eumycetozoa, Acytosteliales, Cavenderiaceae. The transcript has 2 exons. The record is from RefSeq and is a predicted model, not a curated record. Bases 1 to 1653 code for a protein of 550 amino acids.